Salmo salar (Atlantic salmon) is the source of this 5852-nucleotide messenger RNA. NCBI's taxonomy places the organism in Eukaryota, Metazoa, Chordata, Actinopteri, Salmoniformes, Salmonidae. The record is from RefSeq and is a predicted model, not a curated record.
CGAAAUAAAGGGGAACAGCAAGACCAUUUCCAAUUCAGUACUUGGACAGCGGCGACUGUUUGUCCGGUCAUAAUUAGCAAGAGAGUAUACGUCAAUGCAGUUAGAGCUAAUGGGGCAGUGCAGUGAAAAAACAUGGUUCGUGAGGAUAUUCUUUGAAAAAGAGGACCGUUUUUGUCUAGUGUUUAGUUUUGCUGGGUGACACUAGAGGUAGCGAAUAAUGAGCACCAGCGUGUAAGCGAGCCAUUGCUUGGUAGCAGCCACUUUCUAUAUAGCUAAUAAAGCCCUAUCUGGAUAGCUGUCUUCAGCUUGCUUCCGCCUAGAGAGGCGGGUUACUAUACGAAACAUCCAUAGGCAACGGAAAACAACAACUUGCCACAAUUUUCUUUGUUUCAAGGUCUAAUUGAAGAUGCUUCCUGGACCGGAGUUAACAUUACUGCUCUGGAUCUUCAGUUGCAUCAGCAGCCUCAGCUCAGCAUCUUCAACACCCAGGAAAUGUGAUGAAGUGUUGGCCACACCACUCUCUCACACAGCUUUUACCAGCUCCUCAGUGUACUCCGGUGGAUAUGGGGCUGGAUACGCAAAGCUCAACAGGAGAGGAGGUGCUGGAGGCUGGUCUCCGGGGGACACUGACCGUUACCAGUGGCUGCAGGUGGACCUGGGCACCAGGAAGCAAGUCACCUUCAUUGCCACACAGGGCCGGUACAGCAGCUCUGAUUGGACAACCCAGUACAGACUCCUCUACAGUGAUACAGGAAGAAACUGGAGACCGUAUCGGCAAGAUGGCAACAUAUGGGCAUUUUCAGGCAACUCCAACAGCGAGAGUGUGGUCCGCCAUGAUCUGCAGCAUGCAAUCAUAACACGCUACGUCCGCAUCAUCCCACUUGAGUGGAGCGAGGAGGGGAGGAUCGGCUUGAGAGUGGAAGUCUAUGGCUGUUCUUACUGGGCGGAUGUGAUCAACUUCGAAGGCCAGGGUGUGAUCUCCUACCGCUUCAAGAUGAAGAAGAUGAAGAUCUUGAAGGACGUCAUCUCCCUGAAGUUUAAGACCACAGCCAGUAACGGUGUGCUCCUGCACGGGGAGGGACAGCAGGGAGACUAUAUCAGCCUGGAGCUGAAGAGAUCCAAACUACUGCUCAUGAUCAACCUGGGCAGCAAUCAGUAUGGCUCCAUCCUCGGGCACACCUCCGUGACAAGUGGAAGUUUAUUGGAUGAUGACCAUUGGCACUCUGUAAUUAUUGAGCGUUACCGACGGAAUGUCAACUUUACCCUGGAUCGCCACACGCAGCACUUCCGCACCAACGGUGAAUUUGAUCAUCUUGACCUGGACUAUGAGAUCAGCUUUGGAGGCAUGCCCUUCUCUGCCAAGCCCAGCUCGGGAGGCAGGGAGAACUUUGUUGGCUGCAUGGAGGGCAUCACCUACAACGGAGAUAACGUUACCAACCUGGUCAAGAGGAAGAAAAUUGAUACUUCAAGUUUUAGGAACCUGACAUUCUCCUGCAGCGAGACACAAUCCUUCCCCUUGUUCUUCAACGCCACCAGCUUCCUGCGUCUUCCGGGGCUGCUGGACAGUGACACCCUGUCGGUCAGCCUGUCCUUCCGAACGUGGAACCCCAGCGGUCUGCUCCUCUAUACGGCACUGGCUGACGGUGUGGUGGAGGUGGGCCUCACCGAGGGGAAGGUCACUGUCUACAUCAACGUCACCCAGAAGAAAAACACGCGCAUAGACAUCUCCUCAGGCUACUUCCUGCGUACCAACACUCCCCCUGCCCAGCGCUCCUUCCAGGGCUGUAUGCAACUGAUCCACGUGGACGACCAGCUAGCUGACCUGGUGGCGGUAGAGCAAGGCAACAUGGGAACCUUUGAGAAUGUCAGCCUGGAUAUGUGUGCCAUCAUAGACAGAUGUGUCCCUAACCACUGUGAACAUAGAGGCCGCUGCUCUCAGACCUGGGAUAGUUUCAGCUGCUCCUGUAACGGGACAGGAUACACCGGGGCUACAUGCCAUACCUCCGUGUAUGAACAGUCCUGUGAGGAAUACAAACACCUUGGUAAAACAUCUGGCACAUACUGGAUCGACCCUGAUGGGAGUGGUCCUGUUGGCCCCUUCAAAGUCAACUGCAACAUGACUGAGGACAAGGUGUGGACGACAGUGAGAAACAACCUGUCUCCCCAGACUUCAGUGACUGGCUCAGACCUGGAGGGGAAGGCUGUGCUGCAGCUCAAUUACAACAUGUCCACAGAGCAGGUGACAGCCAUCACAGGCAGUGCGGAGUACUGUGAACAGCAUGUUGCCUACGCCUGCCGAAUGUCUCGACUGCUCAAUAAGCCAGAGGGAUCUCCAUUUACAUGGUGGGUUGGCAGGGCCAAUGAGAAGCAUUUUUACUGGGGUGGUUCAGGCCCAGGGAUCCAGAAGUGUGCCUGUGGAAUCGAGAGGAACUGCACCGACCCCAAGUACUACUGCAACUGUGACGCUGACCAAACGCGGUGGAGAGAGGACGCUGGUCUCCUGGUGUAUAAAGACCAUCUGCCUGUGAGUCAGGUGGUGGUUGGUGACACUAAUCGUGCUGGCUCUGAGGCUAAAUUGACUGUGGGUCCACUGCGUUGUCAAGGAGAUGGUAACUACUGGAACGCAGCAUCCUUCAACACGCCUGCAUCCUACCUGCACUUCCCUACCUUCCAAGGAGAGACCAGUGCUGACAUAUCUUUCUAUUUCAAGACUUCCUCCUCUUAUGGCGUCUUUCUGGAGAACCUUGGCAACGCUGACUUCAUCCGCCUGGAACUAAAAGCUGCCACGGUGGUGUCCUUCUCCUUUGAUGUGGGCAACGGUCUGGUGGAGCUGAGUGUGAUGUCGUCCACUCCUCUUAAUGAUGACCAGUGGCACAGGGUGGUGGCUGAGCGCAAUGUGAAGGAAGCUGUGCUGCAGCUGGAUGGGCACUACAAGGAGGUUCGCCCUGCACCCACACAGGGUCACACCCGCCUGGAGCUAUACAGCCAGCUCUACGUGGGUGCAUCUGGUGGCCAGAGGGGGUUCCUAGGAUGUAUCCGUGCCCUGAAGAUGAACGGUGUGACACUUGACCUGGAAGAGAGGGCGAAGGUCACCCCAGGGGUUAAGCCUGGCUGCUCUGGCCACUGCACCAGCUAUGGGCAGCACUGCAGAAACGGUGGCAAGUGCAUGGAGAAAUACAACGGUUACUCAUGCGACUGCACCUUGACUGCCUAUGAUGGGCCCUUCUGCACUGAAGAUGUGGGCGGCUACUUCGAGAGUGGAACACUCGUUCGUUACGACUUCCUUCCCGAGAGGGGCCUUCCAGCCAUCAGGGAUGUGAAGAGCCUGUCUCCCUUGCUGCCCACGGAGGGCAACCUGACCCAGGAGGAGCUGGUGUUCAGCUUCAGCACCUCCAACGCCCCGAGCAUCCUGGUCUACAUCAGCUCUAGGACCCAGGACUACCUGGCUGUGGUGCUCAGACACAAUGGAACACUUCAGAUCCGCUACAGCCUGGGAGGCCUGAGGGAGCCGUUCACCAUCGACCUGGACCAGCGCAACAUGGCCAACGGGCAGCCCCACCACAUCAACAUCUCCAGGCAGGAGAGGAACAUACGGCUCCAGUUGGAUCAUUACCCCCCAGUCAGCUACACUCUGCCUGAUGACUCUGACACCCAGUUCAACCUGGUCAAGACCAUAUUCCUGGGGAAAGUCUUUGAAACUGGCCAGAUUGAUCCAGUCCUCAUAGAGAAGUACAACACUCCAGGGUUUGUGGGCUGUCUGUCCAGAGUUCAUUUCAACAACAUCGCCCCUCUGAAGGCAGCACUGAGGUCUGGCAUCGUUGCCCCGGUGACCACCCAGGGCAUUCUAGUGGAGUCAAACUGUGGGGCGUCUCCUUUCACGAUCUCACCAAUGGCUGCUGCCAACGACCCCUGGCACAUGGACUCAGCUGGUGCUGUAUUCCCAUUCAAUGAGGAAAGAGUUAGCCGGGAUGGAGUUGAUCAGAACUCUGCAGUUAUCGGAGGUAUCAUUGCUGUGGUCAUCUUCACCAUCCUCUGCACCCUGGUGUUCCUGAUUCGCCAUAUGUUCCGUCACAAGGGCUCCUACCACACCAACGAGGCCAAAGGGGCGGAGUCUGCGGACUGUGCCGAUGCAGCCAUCAUUGUCAAUGACCCCGCCUUCACAGAAACCAUCGAUGAGAGCAAGAAGGAGUGGUUCAUCUAAUCGGACAUUCACAUUUUGGUACUGGGCAGAGGUGUGCCCAUUGCUCUUCGCUGUAUGAAGGCAAGGCUUUCUUUGAUGAGGGAUGAAUGAUGUGUCAUUGUGGACUAGGGAGAUGUUCCCAUGGACUAGAUGUGUGCUUUGGCUGGCUUGUCUAUAAUGUAUUUACAUUGAGUGAGGAGUUUUGUCAACAUGAUAUCAGUCAUUCACAUGGAGCCAUUAUUUCAAUUACUGCAUCCACUGAACUGAGAAUGAGGGGAGAUAAAGUUAUUACUUUAUUGCUUUUUGCAUUACAGUUGAUAUGUCUUAAUGAUUUCAGCUUUGAUUGUAGAGAUGUUUAUGCCUGCAUUUAGUGGGUCAAGCACAAACUGUAUACUUAUAUUUCCUUUGCUGCCAAAAUGAGACCAAAUGAGUUGCUUAGAGACAAGAAUAUCCCUACACAGUUUAAAAAACACAAAACGAAGGUUUAUGUCAUAGACAUUGACAUUUGAUUGUAUUGUAAUGUGUUAAUUUGAUUGCACUGCAGUCCUUUUUUGUGUGUAUAAUACAAUGGCAUGCUUCAAGAUAAUGGCAUCCCUUCAUUGCACCAUUCUACACAGUAGCACUUGUAUUUCCUCACAAAUGUGUCUUUUAUCUUGCAAAUGUUUUUUUUUUUGUACCAAAUUAUUCAGCGUGCUUUAUCUGUUUUGCCCAGUCUUGCUACAUGAUGGUUCUUCCUGGAAAGAUUGUAAUCUGGUAUGAGAUGACAGGUUCACAUUUGGGGACAUUGUGACUUUUGAAAGGGAAUCGCUGUAAUAUUGUUGUGAAAAGGUUUAUAGCACAAACAAGCAUAUCAGUUAUAGAAAUGACAAUAUCUGGCUUAACCCAACGUGCCUUCAGGGUUCAGCCACUUAGCCUUCUGUUUUGGACUAUUUCAUUAUGGGCCCAAUAUCUAACAAUAGAAAUACUAAGGCCAAUAGGGACGUAUUUAUGAUGGUUGCUAUUUGCUAAAAGGAAAAUUAAAGUACAUGGCUUAAGUUCAGCUGUCUCCAUGGACAGUGAUACACUGCAGUCGUGGCCAAAAGUUGAAAAUGACACAAAUAUUAAUUUUCAAAGUUUGCCGCCUCAGUGUCUUUAGAUAUUUUUGUCAGAUGGAAUACUGAAGUAUAAUUACAAGCAUUUCAUAAGUGUCAAAGGCUUUUAUUGACAAUUACAUGAAGUUGAUGCAGAGUCAAUAUUUGCAGUGUUGACCCUUCUUUUUCAAGACUUCUGCAAUCCGCCCUGGCAUGCUGUCAAUUAACUUCUGGGCCACAUCCUGACUGAUGGCAGCCCAUUCUCGCAUAAUCAAUGCUUGGAGUUUGACAGAAUUUGUGGGUUUUUGUUUGUCUACCCGCUUCUUGAGGAUUGACCACAAGUUCUCAAUGGGAUUAAGGUCUGGGGAGUUUCUUGGCCAUGGACCAAAAUACCGAUGUUUUGUUCCCCGAGCCACUUAGUUAUCACCUUUGCCUUAUGGCAAGGUGCUCGAUCAUGCUGGAAAAGGCAUUGUUCGUCACCAAACUGUUCCUGGAUGGUUGGGAGAAGUUGCUCUCAGAGGAUGUGUUGGUACCAUUCUUUAUUCAUGGCUGUGUUCUUAGGCAAAAUUGUGAGUGAGCCCACUCCCUUGGCUGAGAAGCAA